UAACUUUAUUCCACACACACCAUAUUUAUUUCAAAGUUAAUUUUGUCUCUCUUCACCAAAGAAAUCUGGAAAACUAUCUCAUUCUCAAACAAACCAUAGCCGCCUCCUCCUCCUCCUCCCUCCUUCAGUGUGUCUCCGGCGGUCGUUACAUUGGUCCACCAUCUUCAUCCUCUCCUUUUCAUCUGUAAUUAUACUCUAUCAAAUUUAUUUCAAGUCAAAGAUGAUUUUAAAUUUCCCUACGACCAUCUUUUCGGCUAUAUCUUGACAUCCACGUACAAGCUUUUGAAAUAUGCUUCAGAUUCGGCUUAGUAAGAAUCCAUCCUCUGAUGGGUCGGCAGGCGUGAAGCAAUCGCCUGUUGAGACUGUUACGGUUGCCUGCCCUGACCAUUUGGUCCUUGCUGAUCUUCCUGUUGCAAAGGGUAUUGGUACAGCUACUGCUUCUUCCGUUGUUAGGAAUGUGGGUCGCAGAUCUCGUCGCCAGCUUGGUGAGCGAGUUCAUUUCUGUGUUCGAUGUGAUUUUCCUAUUGCGAUUUAUGGAAGGCUGAGCCCUUGUGACCAUGCUUUCUGUCUCGAUUGUGCUAGAAGUGAUUCAUCGUGCUACCUGUGUGAAGGACGAAUCCAGAAGAUUCAGACUAUCAAAGUGAUGGAAGGAAUCCUGAUAUGUGCAGCUCCUCAUUGUCUCAAGUCAUUCUUGAAGAGAGUUGAUUUUGAAUCUCAUAUCCAUGAAUUCCACGCCGAUCUUCUUCGCCCCAAUGCAGAUAAAGAAGAUGGAAAUGAGUCAGAAGCACAAAGUGUUAGACAACCUACAGCCUCAGACUCCACUGCUCGAGGCCCCCUAAGGCAAGUUUUUUCUCCAGGUUCAAAUUCUCAUGAUCUGGAAGACAGAACCCGUCGGCAACCACCAAGAGAUCAAGCUCCUUCAAGGCCAGCAAUGCAGCAAAAGCCACCAUUUUUCGGCCAACAACAUCACCCUUCAGAUUCCAUUUCUGGUUCUGUCGGAGGUAUGCAGCAGGGCUUUCAUCAACAAAGUUUCGACAUGCAGCAGCACCCCCCACAAGAACCUGUUCAGUUUACCGACAGGCAGCAAUCGGUUGGUCCAGAUAACUCAUUUCCUGAGUAUCCAACAAUGCACCCUGCACAACCCACCAAUGUUCCCCCACACCCAAACUCAAUGCUGAACCCACCUAUGCCAUUUGGUUAUCCCCCUUUCCUGCAAGACCGAGCUCAACCAUUUUAUGCUGCUCCCUAUGAUAUGCCUAGGCAGGACUCGUCUUCUGAUAUUGGUGGAGACCCAAAUUCAUUAAUGGGUUACCCACAAGGGGUCCCAAAUGGCCCAAACUUUCAAGGAAAUUAUCCCCAACCCUGGAAUGCAGCAGGUGUUCCUUUUGAACAAGCACAAGCUAGUGGUAUGGCUGUGGAUCCAAGGGAUUCCAAAGGUAUAUUGACACCACAGCCCAUGGCUCUGCCACCACCACCACCACCACCUCCGGCCCACAUGUUGAAACCAAACUACUAUCCUGGUGAUCAUGGACAUGAUGGUCAAAGUUAUGGUUGGCAGCAUGAUAACCGUGAUAGCUUUAAUGGUCAAGGCUGAUAAGGUUUCCUAUCAUUCAUGUCAUGUCUCUUGCAUCUUUGAAAUCACUAAACUGCAAUUUCUAUUACAUUUUGGUCUUUUUGUAUUUGUACAUUCUGAUCGAGUUGAGUUUUUCCUUUAUUGUUUACCAUAGGUAAUCGAAAGUUUUAUUUUGCGUAUUUUGCACUAGAAUCGUCAAGUGAAAAUGGAAUCGAAUGUAUUCGAAAACUUGGGAUAAUAUGGCUCUUCAACCUCA
This is a messenger RNA of Medicago truncatula (barrel medic), 1829 nucleotides long. RefSeq names its product E3 ubiquitin-protein ligase HAKAI homolog. The record is from RefSeq and is a predicted model, not a curated record. Lineage: Eukaryota; Viridiplantae; Streptophyta; Magnoliopsida; Fabales; Fabaceae. The coding region runs from base 290 to 1594 and encodes 434 amino acids. Gene Ontology annotation, biological process: protein ubiquitination; regulation of cell adhesion. The transcript has 3 exons. Gene Ontology annotation, molecular function: ubiquitin protein ligase activity.